This is a messenger RNA of Exophiala bonariae, 2253 nucleotides long. RefSeq lists its product as uncharacterized. Gene Ontology annotation, cellular component: TRAPPIII protein complex. The record is from RefSeq and is a predicted model, not a curated record. Lineage: Eukaryota; Fungi; Ascomycota; Eurotiomycetes; Chaetothyriales; Herpotrichiellaceae. Bases 1 to 2253 code for a protein of 750 amino acids. The transcript has a single exon.
AUGAACUCACCUAGUGAUGGAGACUAUCCUGAAAAGUCCGAAAACCUCUCCUCGGUUCCCAUUCUCGAUGUCAGAAGACCAACCCCUACCCCAUCAACGACCGACGAAUCACCAGAGACAUCGACCACAAGUCUGCCCAUCCACACCUUGAAUUCUCCAACUUUAGGCUCACGAACCAGUACUUUGUCUAGUAUCAUUUCCAGGUCCAAUUCUCCAAAUGGCAGGCUAUCGGCUUCGGCUUCAAGGUUCGGAAAGUCUUCUCUGAGCAGUCCACUUGGCAAUUCCGUUGAUGGAUCCGAUGAUUCGAGGUCGUUGAUUGUCCGCGCAUUUUCUCCGACAGUUGCUAUCUGCGCCGCAAAGGAGGUUGAUGAGCUCGCGGUGCAGAAAGGCUUGAAGAGGGGGUUUACAGAGCUCAUCCGGCCUUUUGGCAAUAAGGUCUCUGGAAAAGUGGUCGUUCGCGAUAGUACUGGAGCCAGUCGAGCAUGGGAGGACUUUGGAGUUCAUUUCGUGGACCUUGGAGAGCUGGCUGGAGAUGGCGCAUCAACGACCAACAGUGCUAAUCCACUGGAAAACUUGGAAGAACUGAUGGAAUAUUUCAUCGGUGACGGUUGGGAUGAUUCAGAUGGAGUUCCCAGUCGAAGUGAGAUAUCACCCUUGUAUAAACUCUUCUUGACCAGACUUCUGUCAUCACAAGAUAUGAGUCCUCACGAAACAUUCCGACAUCCCGUGGGAGCCGUUAUUGCGAUCAGCUCUUCCACACAACAACCAAUCGAAACCCUUCGAACUCUAUAUCAACAAACCGCCCAAGGGUCAAGAGCCCUGCCAUUGUAUGCCAACCCGGAAUAUCUACGUUACUACGUAUUGGUGCAUGAUGAAGACAAGGACGACUUCAGCAAAUCAUCAGCACUAUUUGAUCAGAUGAAGCGACAUUUCGGACUUCACUGUCAUCUUCUUAGAUUGAGAUCUGCACCCUGCACCAAGUCGGAUGACGACUCGGAGGAAUUACCGACGAGUGAAUGGUUGUCAGCAUCGGAACAGAUCACUUUCAUCCACGACACUGUGGAUCUGAUAGAUCUGAACGUCUCUGCCUCACCCUAUAUUUUUUCCUCAGACGUUUCGGCAAUCAGUGGGUUUAUCCGGGAGCUUGUAGCACAAUCAAUUGUGUAUCACAUGGAACAAAGAAUUGCACUAUGGAACGAUCAGAUAGCUUCUCGUCGGCGAGGUAUUUCCGGUCGGUUCAUGUCACUCUCCAAGAGAUGGACAGGCAUAGGAAGUUCAUCUCGACAGUCAUCACCCGGUCUAAAUACGUCCGGAGCGAGCGGCAACUACGACAGCCUUCAAGGAGUCUAUCGAUAUGAUACGCCAGAAAGUCUACUGCGGAAGCUGGCAGAUUAUGCAUUUAUGUUACGCGAUUACAAACUUGCUGCAUCGACAUAUGAGCUUCUUAGAACCGAUUAUGCCAAUGACAAGGCAUGGAAGCAUCUAGCAGGAGCCAAUGAAAUGUGUUGUAUCUCCACACUACUAAAUCCUUUGAUUGGAACGGGAAGCACCAAGUUCAAGAUUGAAAACUUUGACCAAAUGUUGGAGAUUGCCACCUACUCAUAUGCAACACGUUGCUCAAAUCCCUCACUGGCACUCCGAUCAAUACUCCUCGGCGUUGAACUCUUGAAAGUGAGAGGUCGAACAGCGACUGAGUUGGCUGCAAAGUGGGCAAUCCGAUCUUUUGAAUUGGGACUGGUUGGAAGUAUUGGUCGAGUACUAGUCAGCGAACGGGUGACAUCUUGCUUUGCUGACCGAAUCGGGGUUGGCAAUACAAGUUGGGGCACACGCAAACGCAAAGCAGCACUUUGGAGUAUUAUGACAGCCGACGAAUGGAUGAAACUAGGACGUGCAGAAUUCGCUUCGGAGCGCCUUGAAGAAGCUCAAGAAUUAUAUGGUGAAGCGAAGAACAGCGAUGCAAUCCAAGAUUAUGGAGCCUUGGCAGAAUAUCUGACCCAACUUCGACUGGCUGUCCGAAUGAAACUAGGACAAGCGAGACGGAGGACAUUGAGUGGAGCAGUCGGGCCAGGAGAAGAUGAAGUUGAAGAUGAGACCAUCGAGCAAAUGGCCACUCUGGAGAAGCUCGAUAGCAAGGUGCAUCGAAGGACAGGAAGCCUAAUGACUGGGGUCAGUGGAGCGGAUGUUGUACCAUUAAGUCCCGUGCGAAUGACACGACCGGAUCCUUUGUUUAGAGAGGACGAUGAUUUUGAAUGA